Molecule: messenger RNA, 2589 nt
Organism: Mytilus californianus (California mussel)
Lineage: Eukaryota; Metazoa; Mollusca; Bivalvia; Mytilida; Mytilidae
Product: peroxidasin homolog
Exons: 18
Coding region: 157-2415 (752 amino acids)
Biological process (GO): response to oxidative stress
Molecular function (GO): heme binding; peroxidase activity
Source: RefSeq, a predicted model, not a curated record
AUCAAGGUUUUUAGUUUGAUAAUGUUUUAGAUUGAAAAUCGUGAUAUUACCAGGGUUUUGAGUCGGCUUGUGUUUCCAGAGAGGUAUAAAAAGCGCUAGCCAUAUCUACCCAGUAGACACAGGAGUCCUUCUUAGCUCAUCAUUCAGAGAUUCACGAUGGUAUUUCUGCAAGCAGUGCUGGUAUUCACUGUUACAUCGGUUAUUUGUCAACAGACCUCUGGAAAUUUGUUUACUUCUAAAGAUGUAAUAGAACUGACUGAAAAGGAGUUGGAAUCAUUGUAUAAAUUAGAAACACUGUUAGGAGAGAAAGAAAGAAUCAACAAAGAGAGGAAGAAAAAAGCUAAGAGACUGGUGUUGUUAGCAAUCGAAGAAGGACUAGAGAAAUCUGAAAAAACUAAAGAAAGGCAAACUUAUUACAGAAACAUUGGUAUCGACAGAAGAAAUCAGAUAAGACGGAAAAAUAACAGACUUUUCAAGAUCAGCAAGAUGUCCAUUGAAAAACAGGAAGAGGGUUUUAUCUUACUUAGUGCUAAAAAAGCUCUUGUUAAAUUAGCUGGAAAGACAUUGAAAGAGCUGUCUGGUGAUCCAAAUUACCGAGAGGCGUGGGAUGAUAUUUUAGCGGGUGCUUCAAUUGAUUCAAGGAGAAGGAAAAGAAGUACAAAACGCGCAACAACCAAUGAAUGUCAAAAACUAAGUACUGUAAAUGAAUAUAGAACUAUAGAUGGCACGUGUAACAAUCUGGAUAAACCUUAUUGGGGUAAAGCAUUCACUUCACAACCUAGAUUUAUAGAUGAAGUGUACAGUGAUGGUGUUAAUACACCCCGGAUAAGUGUGGAUGGAGCCUCAACCCUUACAAGUCCGAGAACAAUCAGCAAUAGUGUGUUCAAAAUAACCAAUGGGAAGAAAGUAUCAAGAGCAGAGGGAUUUAACAGUUUGAUGAGUCUAAAUUGGGGACAGUUUCUGGACCAUGAUAUUGUCCUCACACCUACAUUUGCCGAGAAGCAUGGAGAGGAUAUUCGGUGUUGUGAAGACAAUUCUAUACCAAUUUCAAGGGAUGAGUGUUUGGCUAUAGAAAUGUCACCAGAUGAAGAUCUAGAUAUCAGUUGUAUGGAGUUUGUUAGAUCAGCUCCAUCACCAGACAUUCAAUUAAAUGCGGGAAACCAAGUAACGAAUGCCAUAACAUCCUUCAUUGAUGGGAGUAUGGUCUAUGGAAGCUCAGAAGAUGAAGAAAGACAACUUAGAGGUUCAGGUGGAAAAAUGAAGGUAAAAUCUGUGUCAGGUGGAGAUCUGUUACCAGAGGACACGUCUGGGGAAGCUUUCUGUACCCUUACCGGAAGUGAUCCCGUAGAUGACUAUUGUCAAAAUGCUGGUGAUAUAAGAGUGAACGUUCAGCCUGGAUUGGGACAUCUUCAUUUGCUUUUUGUUAGAGAACAUAACCGCAUCGUUGAUGAGCUGAAAAAUGUCCAACCCUCUUGGACAGAGGAUCAGCUAUACAACGAGGCCAGAAAGAUUGUUGGUGCUAUAAUACAACAUAUAACCUAUAAUGAAUAUUUUGCAAAUCUGUUUGGUGACGAAAUUAUCGAUAAGUAUGGUCUACGUCUAUUAUCUGAAGGAUACUCAGAAGACUACAACAAGGAUAUACAUCCUGGAACAAGAGUUGGGGUGGCAACAGCGGCGCUACGCUUUGGUCAUACACAGAUUCCACAUGAAAUGGCAUACUUGUCAAAUGACUACAAUACCACGUCAUCUGAUACAGAGAUGCAGUCUACCCUCAAAAAUCCACACUUAUUGGUAAACAAAGCAGGAUCUAAGAUAUUAGAUUUGGUUAGAUAUAUGACAACCACUCCGACAAGAGCUGCAGACAGAGAAUUCGAGGGUGCAAUUAGAAAUCAUUUAUUUAAUGGGCUGUUAGAUUUGACAAGUUUAAACAUACAACGAGGACGUGAUCAUGGAUUACCAUCCUAUACAGCAUGGCGGGAGUAUUGUGAUCUUUCUGUUCCUGUGUCGGAUGGAGAUUGGGGCUCACUGACAGAUUUACUGAACAAAGGGAAAUUGCGUCAGCUAUACAAGAGUGUUCAUGAUAUCGACCUCUAUGUUGGAGGCAUAUUAGAAAGACGAAUGAAAACUGGAAGAGGAGACCAAUCUUACCUUGGUCCAACUUUUGCCUGUAUUUUGGGGAAACAGUUUCAGAAUCUGAAGCUUGGCGAUAGAUUUUGGUACGAGCGACCGUAUCCAGAGGGAUUUAGGGAAGAUCAACUUCAAGAGAUAAGAAAAGUAACGUUGGCGACUGUCCUUUGUGCAAACACAGACGGACUGACAGAACUACAAACACUCGCGCUUAAAAGACCAGGCAGAAGGAGAAACUGUAAUGACGAAAGAUUUAUUCCUAAGAUUGAUUUUAAUAAAUGGAUAUAAAUUAAGGUGAGACUAAAGAUUAAAACUGAACAACGACAGGUCUGCCAAACACAAAUUCUGAAAUAAGAUGUUUCUGUGAUCCUUGUAGUUUCUUCUUUAGGAAAAAAAUCCAAAUAUCUUUUUUGAUGAUGCAUGCUUAAUUUAUUCCAGCAUUAAUAAAUUUUCCGCAUUUUU